AUGGACACAAAUAUGCGUGAAGCAGUCACGGCCCAAGAAAGGUUAAUGAUAACUUUGCGCUUUUUGGCAACUGGAGAAACAUUCACCAGCCUGCAGUUUAUAUUUCGUGUUUCCAAGUCGUUAAUCAGUAGCAUUGUGAAGGAUGUGUGUGCGGUUCUCAACGAACAACUACGGAGCUAUGUAAAAAUGCCGUCAAAUACACAGCAAUGGCGAGAAGUAUCGAAAAAAUUUGAAGACCGAUGGAAUUUCCCCCAUGCCAUAGGUGCCAUCGAUGGCAAGCAUGUUCGAAUUCGGGCACCAAGCCACAGUGGAUCGGAGUACUACAACUACAAAAAUUUUUUCAGCAUCGUACUACUUGCGGUAGUCGACGCUGACUACAAUUUCUUGCAUGCCGAUGUGAACAUCCUACAGGAAGUAUGGAGCGAGUAUUUAAUACUCGUCACUCUCGAGCUCGCGUGGUAG
Messenger RNA from Anopheles moucheti, 462 nucleotides. Its product is annotated as putative nuclease HARBI1. The transcript is spliced from 4 exons. The record is from RefSeq and is a predicted model, not a curated record. Bases 1 to 462 code for a protein of 153 amino acids. Lineage: Eukaryota; Metazoa; Arthropoda; Insecta; Diptera; Culicidae.